Messenger RNA from Menidia menidia (Atlantic silverside), 3897 nucleotides. NCBI's taxonomy places the organism in Eukaryota, Metazoa, Chordata, Actinopteri, Atheriniformes, Atherinopsidae. The record is from the annotation of a GenBank genome assembly.
AUGCCUCUGGCCAGUGGCAGGCUCUGUGAGGUUAUUGCGCUCGCCGCCUCACUGCUGCUCGGCUCAUGUGGGACGGACGGAGAAGAGGUAUGUGACAACCCGCUGCUGUCCAGCCUGCCGCCAUCAUCCUUCAGAAGCUCGUCUCAGUUGUCCAGCAGUCAUGGACCAGUUUUUGCCAAAGUCAACAGGAGAGAAGGAGCUGGAGGCUGGUCCCCUCUGGUCUCAGACAGGUACCAGUGGCUGGAGGUGGAUCUUGGGAGACGAACACAGAUCGCUGCCGUUGCCACGCAGGGCCGUUACGGCAGCUCUGACUGGCUGACGGCUUACCUGCUGAUGUUCAGCGACACGGGACACAACUGGAGACAGCACCGACAGGAAGACAGUUUAGGGGCUUUUCCAGGUAACAGUAACGCUGACACUGUGGUCCAGUACAAGCUGGAGCAGCCAGUGAUUGCACGCUAUCUUCGUUUGAUCCCAUUGGACUGGAACCCCACUGGGAGGAUUGGUCUCAGACUUGAAAUUUACGGCUGCAGAUAUACUUCAGACACUGUAAGCUUUGAUGGUAGCAGUAGCCUGGUUUACAGACUGAACAUCAGGCCGAACUGGGCGUCGAUGGAGGUCAUCUCUCUGAAGUUUAAAACUCUGAAAAAUUCAGGGACGCUGCUGCACGCUGAAGGACACAGAGAUCACAGCCUGCAUCUCGUGCUGGAGAAAGGAAUGCUGCUGCUCUAUCAUCAACAAGGUGUGGGUUUAUCAUCCGGUGGUCAGCUUCUUCUUUCUCUCGGUAGUCUGCUUGAUGAUCAGCACUGGCAUUGUGUGAGAAUGGAACGGCUCGGCACUCAUCUCAACCUCACCGUGGAUAAAAACACACAGCACGUUUACUUACCCGCUGAACUCAGCCACUGGCACAUUCACACGCUGAGUCUGGCCGCAGUUCAGAGCCAUGGAUUGCAGAAACCUAUUCUUCCCAACAGGAACUUUCACGGCUGCCUGGAAAACCUGCUGUACAGUGAUCUGAAUCUAAUAGAGCUGGCCAAAAAAAACAGUCCACAGGCCACUGUUGUGGGCAAUGUGACCUUUUCUUGUGCUGAGCCGGUUUCGGUUGCUUUGACGUUUACUGACAUGCACAGCUUCCUUCAGCUGCCUGGUCUGACAUCGUGGUCAUCAGGGUUUGCUUCUAUAACACUUCAGUUCAGAACAUGGAACGAGGUUGGACUACUCCUGACCUUUGACCUCACAAAUCAGGAAGGGACAGUCUUUCUGUACCUGAGCGAGACCAGGCUUCGCCUUCAGAUCAGGAAAGCUAACAGGACACAGCUGGAACUCAGCACAGGCUCGGGUCUGAAUGAUGGUCAGUGGCAUUUUGUGGAGCUGAAAUCCCAAAAAGAUCAUCUCAGCAUAACUGUGGACAAAGACAAAGGAGCCACUGCUCACAACAAUAUUUUGCUGCCACUUACUUCAGACAGCCAACUCUUCUUUGGCGGUUGUCCUGCCCAGAGGGGCAUCCUCAUGUGCAGAAACCCCUUCAGUGGGUUUCAGGGAUGCAUGCGUCUCCUGACUCUGGAUGGCCAGCUUGUUGACCUGAUGAAAGUGCAGCAAAGACUCCUGGGUGACUACAGCCACCUGCAAAUUGAUUUGUGUGGCAUCAUUGACAGAUGCUCUCCAAGUUACUGUGAGCAUGGAGGUAGAUGUACUCAGUCAUGGAGCAACUUCCACUGUAACUGUUCCAACAGCGGCUACAGAGGAGCCACCUGUCUCACCUCAACAUAUGAAAAGUCAUGUGAGACGUACAAACACAAAGGCCACACCUCUGGGCACUAUUACAUAGAUGUUGAUGGCAGCGGACCUCUCAAACCCCAGCUCGUUUAUUGUAACAUGACAGAGGACAAGACAUGGGUUGUGAUCCCGCACAAUAACACAGAGCUGACCAGAGUUCAAUCCUCCUCAGAAAGAAACCAACACUUUGCCCAUUUUGACUACUCUUCUGAGGAGGAGCAGCUUGCAGCCAUCAUUAGUCAAUCAGAGCACUGUGAGCAGGAGUUGUCCUACCACUGCAGGAGGUCCCGCCUCCUCAAUACCCAAGAUGGAGGUCCAUUCAGCUGGUGGGUGGGAGGCCCAGGUCCAGGUCAAGUCCAGACCUACUGGGGUGGAGCUCAGCCUGGCAGCCAGCAGUGUGCUUGCAGUCUGCAGAACAGCUGUUUGGACUCAACUUACCACUGCAAUUGUGACGCUGACUAUGACCAGUGGACUGAUGACUCAGGUCUGCUCACCCACAAGGAAACCCUCCCAGUCAGGUCUCUGGUGCUCGGUGACAUCCAAAGGCCGGGAUCAGAGGCAGCCUAUCAGGUGGGACCCUUCCGUUGUCAUGGAGACAAGAACUUCUGGAACGCAGCAUUUUUUGACAAAGAGACAUCCUACCUCCAUUUUCCCACCUUCCAUGGAGAGCUGAAUGCAGAAAUCUCUUUUCUUUUUAAAACAACAUACUCUUCUGGGGUCUUUCUCGAAAACUUGGGGAUCAAGGACUUCAUAAGGAUAGAACUGAGCUCUUCCACAGAGGUUGUCUUCUCUUUUGAUGUGGGGAAUGGACCUCUGGAAGUCAGGGUGGUGACGAAUGUCCCUUUGAAUGACAACCGGUGGCACAGUGUGCGAGCUGAGCGAAAUGUGAAGGAGGCAUUGCUGCGUGUGGAUGAUUUUCCUGCUGCUACCCACGAAGCCCCUGUGAACGGACACAUUCAUCUUCAGCUCAACAGUCAGCUAUUUGUUGGAGGCACAGCAUCCAGACAAAAGGGCUUUUUGGGCUGCAUUCGUUCUCUGCAACUGAAUGGUGUUACCCUGGACCUGGAAGAGAGGGCCAAGAUCACCCCGGGAGUCCGACCUGGAUGCCCGGGCCACUGCAGUAGUUAUGGUUGGCUUUGCCAAAACCAUGGACGCUGUGUGGAAAAGGCCCAAGGGAUCUUCUGUGAUUGCAGCCAUUCUGCCUACACCGGAGCUUUCUGCCACAGAGAGGUUUCUGCCAGCUUCAAGUUGACCACAUCCAUCACCUACGUCCUGAGAGAACCAUACGACCACAGUGCCCUGCCUUCUUCCAUCUACUCAGAUACCACGCUGAGAGGAGAAAACAUCUCCCUGAACUUUAUGACUGGUCACAGUCCUGCUCUGCUGCUAUACAUCAACUCUUUCUACCAUGAAUACCUGAUCGUUCUUAUCAACAGUCAAGAUGAGCUGGAACUGAGGUACAAGUUGCACAGCAACAGAGAUGUCGAGCUGUUGAGAAGCAGAGUCACAAACUUGGCUGACGGGCGUCUACACACAUUGACCAUCCAGCGACAGGCAGCCUCUGUGUCAGUGCAGAUUGACCAGAGUGCCAUAGAGGACUUCAAGUUGACAUCUGAUGUGGAAUUCAACAGCAUCAAAUCACUCACUCUGGGCAGAGUGACGGAUACUGAUGGAUUGGAUCCAGAGCUGACUGGGCUGUCCACUCAUGGGUUCACGGGCUGCCUGUCAGGUGUUCAAUUUAACUCCAUCUGUCCACUGAAAGCUGCUCUGCUUCAUCCUGACAGCCGUGUUAUUGUCACUGGCCUUGUGGGACAAUCAGGCUGUGCUUCCUCUGCUCCAGCUAAUCCUUACUCUGCAGAGACUACACACACCUUAUCAGACCAAUCUGGCUCAGUGGAUCCAGGUCAGCCUUUAGCCAAUGCCAUCAGGAAUGACUCGGCUGUAAUUGGAGGUGUGAUCGCUGCAGGGAUUUUUGUCACGGUGUCUGUGUUGGCUCUUAUGGCAAGAUUCAUCUGUAGCAGGACAGGCACGUAUCGGAAUCCGGAAGUAAAAGCAAAACAGCCUGAGGACGGCCAUGGGUUCCCUUUCAGCAGUCAGGCAGACUCUGAGUGCACAAACUGA